Adineta ricciae is the source of this 273-nucleotide messenger RNA. The record is from the annotation of a GenBank genome assembly. NCBI's taxonomy places the organism in Eukaryota, Metazoa, Rotifera, Eurotatoria, Adinetida, Adinetidae.
AUGCGAAAUGUGCGAAAGCGAACGAUAAAAGGACGAAAAGUUAUUUUCCUUUAUUGCAUUGCUGGAAAUUACAAACUGAUCUGUCUUUAUGAAUCGCAACCGCUUGACCGACAUGAUGUAAGUGAGGGUGCAGAAGAAGGUUUCAGUGAGGAUAUUGCAACUAUGGCUGAAUCUGAUUGUGGUAGUCCUUGCUUCGCUCUAUCCGAUGGUAUACUAGAGGAAUCUGCUGGCCGAAAAAAGUAUCCAAAUGAUUCAGAUAUGGUUCAGGGCUAA